UGCACUGACCACAUGGAACCUGCCCAUAAUGUGUCUGAAUUUGUUUUACUGGGACUUACUCAGAAUCAGGAGUCAGAACAAAUCUGUUUUGUGCUGUUUUCAUUGUUCUAUGCAGUUACUGUAGUAGGAAACCUCCUCAUCAUUAUCACUAUCAAGAGCAGCAAAAGUCUGAUUUCCCCCAUGUAUUUCUUUCUAAGCUACCUUUCUUUUGUGGACAUCUGCUACUCUACUGUAAUAGCUCCCAAAUUGAUUGGAGACUUCCUAGUUGAGAGGAAAACCAUCUCAUUCGCUGCUUGUAUGACACAACUAUUCUUCGGUCAUUUCCUUGGUGGUACUGAGAUGUUCCUCCUCACAGUGAUGGCUUACGAUCGGUACAUUGCUAUCUGCAAGCCGCUUCAUUACAUGACAAUCAUGACUGGGCGUGUGUGUGGCUGGAUGGUGUUGGGUUCCUGGACAGGCGGGUUUCUGCAUUCCAUUGUACAGACUCUCCUGACCACUCAGCUCCCAUUCUGUGGGCCUAAUGAGAUUGAUCACUAUCUCUGUGAUGUGCAGCCUUUGCUGAAACUGGCUUGUACUGACACCUACGUUAUUGGCCUCAUGGUUGUUGCUAAUACGGGGAUGCUUUCCUUGACCUGUUUUGUUGUGUUAGUUACAUCAUAUUUUGUCAUCUUAGUCUCUUUGAGAAGGCGUACUACUGAAGGGCGCCUCAAAGCUCUCUCCACUUGUGCCUCGCACAUCACUGUAGUGGUUUUAUAUUUUGGGCCAUGUAUCUUCAUGUACUUACGACCAUCAAUAACCUUUCCAGAGGAUAAGACUGUCUGUGUGUUCUACACUGUCUUCACCCCUAUGCUGAAUCCACUAAUUUAUACACUGAGAAAUGAAGAGGUGAAAAAUGCCAUGAGAAAAAUGUGGAUCCAAAAAGUUGACUUAGACGAUAAAUGA
Molecule: messenger RNA, 942 nt
Organism: Alligator sinensis (Chinese alligator)
Lineage: Eukaryota; Metazoa; Chordata; Crocodylia; Alligatoridae
Product: olfactory receptor 4S2-like
Exons: 1
Coding region: 13-942 (309 amino acids)
Biological process (GO): G protein-coupled receptor signaling pathway
Cellular component (GO): membrane
Molecular function (GO): olfactory receptor activity; G protein-coupled receptor activity
Source: RefSeq, a predicted model, not a curated record